CGCUUUUGCAAGCUCUCAUUCAUCUGUCUCCUUUUUUAACCAUCUGCAAUAGCAUCUGCUAUUCUUUAACAAAAAUUAAGGACUGUUUUAAGUUUGAUUUUCGUAAAAUGAAUCCGGAUGGUAUCCAGUUGGUGUAAUACAGAACGUUCUGCUUAUGUACUAUAGGCUGACAGCUGUGAUUUGGAUCGCAAGUUGUUUAAAUCAAACACAACACUCAGGCAUCUUCCUAACCGAUUUACUGCUGCAACAUUGACAGGUUAAAGCAUCACUUUCACUCAUAACCGCUCUCUCGGAGCUUGUUUCUGUGGCUCUUUCUAAGUAUAGCUUGCUCAUGGACACUUCCCGUUCAAGAAGACACUUGAUGCUUUCAGCACCCAGCAGAUCACGAUUCAGCAUUCCUUAUCCCCUGCUGAAAGGGUCGAUAAAUUGCAGCAAAGUUUAUCUGUCAAAGAUCUCAUUGUCGUCAUAUGCACAACUGUGUCUUUUUCCUCAGUGUCUGAUGUGUGUUAUUGACAGUUGUCACAUUAGCUCAAAGAGGCUGGAGUGGCGAGAGCGCAGGGCCAGAGAAGCCAGUCUGGAACAUGGAGGUUAUAAGGGUCGGGUGGACCCGGUCUGGGAGACGGAGAGGGAGAAAGACGGGAACCAUUGCAGCCAGUCGUCUGCACAUAGAGGACGUAGUCGACGCAGCAGCAGAGAGCACCAACGAUCACGCCACCGCAGUCCCUGCUCAGACUCGAGAAGUCAUCGCAGGAAAAGAACCAAGAGUAUUGAGGAUGAUGAGGAGGGUCACCUGGUCUAUCACAAUGGAGACAUGCUAAGAGCAAGAUAUGAGAUUGUAGGGACUCUGGGCGAAGGAGCCUUUGGAAAAGUGGUGGAGUGCCUCGACCAUUCAAAAAGUAAUGAAAAAAUGGCGCUGAAGAUCAUCAAAAAUAUUGAGCGCUACCGUGAGGCAGCCAUGUCAGAAGUUGACGUGCUUGAGCGGAUAAACUCGGUUGAUGAAGAAAAGAGAUUUGCUUGUGUCCGGAUGCUAGACUGGUUCGAUCACCACGGCCACAUCUGCAUAGUGUUUGAGCUGCUGGGACUGAGCACAUAUGACUUCCUGAAGGAGAAUGGAUUUAUGCCCUUCUCACUGACCCAGAUCAGGUGCAUGGCAGACCAGAUAUUUAGAGCUGUGCACUUUCUGCAUCUAAAUAAGUUGACGCACACCGACCUUAAGCCUGAAAACAUUCUAUUUGUGGACUCAAACUACAACAUUAAAUACAACUCCAAGAUGAAGCGAGAUGAGAGGACCUUGAAGAGGUUGGAUGUGAAAGUUGUGGACUUUGGCAAUGCUACCUAUGACCACGAGCAUCAUACCUCUUUGGUGUCAACCCGCCACUACAGAGCUCCAGAAGUUAUAUUAGAACUGGGCUGGAACCAGGCAUGUGACGUGUGGAGUUUGGGCUGUAUCCUGAUUGAGUUCUAUCUGGGGUUAACGUUAUUUCAGACUCACGACAGUAAAGAGCAUCUGGCAAUGAUGGAGAGGGUUCUAGGCCCCAUACCUGCACACCUACUCCAGAAAACCAGGAAACGGCGUUAUGUGCAUCAUGACAAAUUGGACUGGGAUGAGCACAGCUCAGCAGGGAGAUACGUGAGGAAACACUGUAAACCUCUAAAGCAAUACAUGUCCUGUAAAACCCCGGAGCACGAGCUGCUUUUUGACCUGCUGCAGAAGAUGAUGGAGUAUGAUUCAUCCAAACGAAUCACCCUGGAGCAGGCUAUCGGACAUCCCUUUUUCAACCUGUUAAGAAAAGAAAGAAAGUGACUUGGAGGCGACACAAAAUGAACAAUACUGCUCCCAGGGAGACUGCUGCUGACUGUAUCAGUCUGCUUUAAGACUGCCUGCUUCAUUACCUCUGUCCAUAUUUAUUGUCAAUUUGAUUAUAUGGGCCAAAUUCCUCUGUACUUUUGGCAAAUUAAACUUGAAUGCUCUGAAUGCACAACAUUUGUGUCUUUAUUUU
Molecule: messenger RNA, 2000 nt
Organism: Sinocyclocheilus rhinocerous
Lineage: Eukaryota; Metazoa; Chordata; Actinopteri; Cypriniformes; Cyprinidae
Product: dual specificity protein kinase CLK4-like
Exons: 11
Coding region: 332-1804 (490 amino acids)
Biological process (GO): peptidyl-tyrosine phosphorylation; regulation of RNA splicing
Cellular component (GO): nucleus
Molecular function (GO): protein tyrosine kinase activity; ATP binding; protein serine/threonine kinase activity
Source: RefSeq, a predicted model, not a curated record